Myxocyprinus asiaticus (Chinese sucker) is the source of this 6116-nucleotide messenger RNA. RefSeq names its product spalt-like transcription factor 3b (gene sall3b). The transcript has 4 exons. The record is from RefSeq and is a predicted model, not a curated record. Gene Ontology annotation, biological process: regulation of transcription by RNA polymerase II. Gene Ontology annotation, cellular component: nucleus. Gene Ontology annotation, molecular function: DNA-binding transcription factor activity, RNA polymerase II-specific; RNA polymerase II cis-regulatory region sequence-specific DNA binding. The coding region runs from base 154 to 3915 and encodes 1253 amino acids. NCBI's taxonomy places the organism in Eukaryota, Metazoa, Chordata, Actinopteri, Cypriniformes, Catostomidae.
AUGACCCUCUAUCAUUAUAACGCCGACAUGCGCAAUCUGCGCUACGGUAACAACAUCUAAUAAUCUCUUAUUCGCUGACCCCGGGACUGUACGGGAUUGCCUGCGUCCGAUGUAUCUGCAGAUCGGAGCGCCGGAGACUCGAAGCGCAGAGACAUGUCCCGGAGAAAGCAAGCGAAACCGCAGCAUCUCAGAUCGGACGAAGAGGAGGGAGCACAGUCGAAAAAAAGUCAAGAUAACGCACUUCUCUUGAGGGGAGGAGAUGAGGAGGACAGCGGCACUGAAAGCCGCAGUGGGGGCGAGGAGACACACGUGUGUGAGAGGUGCUGUGCCGAAUUCUUCAAGUGGUCGGAAUUGCUGGAGCACCAGCAGAAGUGCACGGAAGACCCUCCUGUGCUGAUAGUAAAGGAGAACGCAGAAAAGCUUGUCUCCCGAGGAUCGCCCACAGAGUCCUUCUUAAGCACCCACAGUGACUCAGCAGAAAUGAUGAAGGCUAAUGAAGAGAACUCUGAGCUGGUUGAGAAAGUUGAUGAGAGCCUCUGCAUGCCUGAGGAAACCCAGGUCAUCGACGUGGAUGAACAAAUGGAUAUUAGUUUGUCUGGUCAUAAGACAUCCAACCUCAGCCCUCCACCACUCGAGAAUGAAAACCCACCCUCUUCCCCUGCACCAUCUAUAACCAACCAUCACGACAUGCCCAGCACCAAUGUGACCCUUGAGAUCCUUCAUAGCACCAGAGUGGCUGUUGCUCAGUUCUCCCAGAGCAUUCACUGUGCGGGCCCUGCAGGAAAGUUGAGCUCAGCUGCAAUCCCUAUGAUUUUAGAGCAGUUAAUAGCUCUGCAGCAGCAGCAGGUUCACCAGUUACAGCUCAUCGAGCAGAUUCGCAGCCAGGUUGCUGUAAUGAAUAGGCAGCCCACGCAAGCUGCCCUUAAUCCGGCCUCAAAAAGCCUGUCCUCUGACUCCAACACUUACAAUUUCCAGAGCAUUGCUCCACCCCCUGUACUUCCACUAUCUGGAGUCAUGCCCUCUGCGGUGACUGGGCAGGCCUCUGUGUCCCAGGCUUCUUUGCUUGUGAGGCCACCACUGCUGUCUACGCAGCCAAACAGCGGGCAAAUAAAUUCUCGAGCAAUGGACAGUGCCACUGUUUCCUUAACAAGUUCAAGCCCUCUCUUCAGCUAUAGCGGGUCUUCCCCACUCUUGCCAACCUGUAGUGGUUCACUCUCUAAUGUCAGUAACACACAACCCCUAAGCACUCCCAGUGCACUAUCAGCUUGCCAGAGUAGCCUCCUUAGUCCUUCUGCCAAUCUACCAUUACUACCUCAAAGCCCCCCCAACGGAGUCAUCUUUCCCAAUCCACUGGCCAGUAUAGCAGCCACUGCCAGUGCAUUAGAUCCACUUGCUGCCAUGAUGAAGCACCGUAAGGGCAAACUGCCCAGUGUCUCCAUUUUUGACAGCAAGCCCAGUUCUGAGGAUCCGUUCUUCAAGCACAAGUGCAGGUUCUGCGCCAAAGUGUUCGGAAGCGAUAGCGCAUUGCAGAUCCACCUGCGCUCGCACACAGGUGAGAGGCCCUUCAAAUGCAACAUCUGUGGCAAUCGGUUUUCAACAAAGGGAAACCUCAAGGUCCACUUUCAAAGGCACAAAGAGAAGUACCCUCAUGUUCAGAUGAACCCAUACCCAGUCCCAGAAUAUCUGGACAAUAUCCCAACCAGUUCUGGGAUACCCUAUGGAAUGUCUUUUCCUCCUGAGAUGGCAGGACCUACUUGGUUGGACAGUAAACCUGUUCUACCAACAGUGCCGUCCUCAGUGGGUCUGCAGUUGCCACACACAGUACCAGUUAUUGAAAGCUUAAGUGACUCGUUAACAAGUACACCCUCUGACAGAUCUCCACACAGACUCUCACCAGCCAGAGGUGAACUUACACCUUCGUCACCCAAUCCCACUGGCACUGAGACAGAUAUGUCAACCAUGACAUCCUCUCCUAAGUCAAAUAGAGAAGGAGAAAUCACACUGACCUUCAAUGUAGAGGAGGUGCACCUGCCACCAAACAGCAUGACCAGAAACGGAAACGACUUCAACUCUGCAAACCACAGGUUGCUUCCACAGUCAAUAGGGAUACCUGUUAAGGGCAAUUUACCUGAGUCCACUGAUGCUACUCUAGCAGUUAAUAAAUCCUCUUCUCCCCCACUGACCUCUGAUCAGUUUAAGUUCCCAUUUGGUGGUCUCCAAGAUUCAAUGCAAACAUCGGAGACAUCGAAACUUCAACAGCUUGUAGAAAACAUUGACAAGAAGAUGAUGGAUCCCAAUAAGUGUGUGAUCUGCCACCGUGUGUUAAGCUGCCAGAGUGCACUGAAGAUGCAUUACCGCAUCCAUACAGGGGAGAGGCCAUUUAAAUGUAAGGUUUGUGGCCGAUCAUUCACCACAAAGGGAAACUUGAAGACUCACUUUGGUGUUCACCGUGCAAAGCCUCCUCUUCGGAUUCAGCAUUCGUGCCCGAUCUGCCAGAAGAAGUUUACUAAUGCUGUUGUGUUACAACAGCACAUACGCAUGCACAUGGGAGGGCAGAUUCCCAACACUCCACUUACAGAAACCAUCUACGAAAAAGAUGCCGAUAUGGAGAGUUUUGACAGCAUGAGCACUUAUGAUGAUGACUGUCUUGAUGACAUUUCAUUCGAGGAUGAAGGGGAUAUCUUAGAAAACAACGAAAACACUCCAAGCUCCUUUUCGGACAGUCCACCUCCAAUUUCAUCUCUCCCAACCAGUGUAUCAGAAUCUAAAAAUGCAGGAGGUGACUUAUCUGUCAGUCACAGUCAAUUGAAUGGAAAAAAGAUUGCCAGAUGUGGACCUAUGGAUAAUGAUCAGCACGCUCUUGGCUCUACCGCCACAGGAGAGAUGGAGAACCAAAGCAUGGGAAUUAGUUUAAUGUCACAGUCAUCCAGUUCUUUUCACAUUCCUCCCUAUCACACAAAUAAUCAACCUGAGGUCCAACAUGAGCAUCCAGUCUCUCUGAACCUCUCCUCUAAAAACCCAGAAACAACAUUGUUAGUAAAAUCAGAAACAUCAGAUUGUCCUGCAACAAAUUUAGUCAAUGGGGUGACUCUUAAUCAAACAGGAAUCCAGUCCAUCAAAUCUACAGUCAAGAAAGAAAACCCUUUCAACGUGCAGAGUUUCAGUAAAGAACAUGGUAAUGCUCAAAGGUCUGCUGAACAGGAUGCUAAAAAUGCACCGACUGUAGUUAAAAUGGAGAUGAGCGCUUGCAGUAGACCGUACAUGCUAAAAGAGGGGCCUUUCCCUGCAUUUGGCCUGCAAUCUCCUGCUCUUCGAACUGAGAUGAUGAUACCAGGCGUCACCUCACUUACUGGACCACCCUCUACCCGACGGACCCCUAAACAACACAACUGCAGUGCAUGUGGGAAGAACUUCUCUUCAGCCAGUGCCUUGCAGAUCCAUGAGCGCACACACACAGGUGAAAAACCCUUCGGCUGCUCAGUCUGUGGUCGCGCUUUCACAACAAAGGGUAAUCUUAAGGUGCACAUGGGCACCCAUAUGUGGAAUAACACCCCAGCCCGUAGAGGAAGACGUCUAUCUGUGGAAAACCCCAUUGCCCUACUUGGCGGUGACGCCCUGAAAUUCAGUGAAGCAUUUCAGAAGGAUUUAGCAGCGAGGGCUAUAAAUGUGGACCAAAACUUCUGGAGCCGAUAUGCAGCAGCUAUAACUAACGGCUUAGCCAUGAGGAACAAUGAAAUAUCCGUUAUUCAGAGUGGAGGAGUCCCUCAGCUCCCUGCCAUUACUGCGGCCAUGGACAAGGCUAGCACUAGAAACAGCCCACCAAUCACAGCCCUGGAAAAAACAGGCAUAGACAGAAGUGCCGGACAACACUUUUCCAUGAUGAUGGAUGACAAAAAAGACAUUGGAAUCAAUUGAAGUAAAGUUGACAUAUUCUUUCUCCUUAAGGAAUGUUGAGAAUAAAUGUGUCUUGAUUUUUGAUUAGAUCAUAUUAAACUCUUUAGAAUGUGCUUCAUUCAUGCGGGAAAAGUUUAUGUUUCUCUAAUGGCACAUGCUCUUAAUUCUUCUUUUAUAACUGAGGCCACGGUUAGUUUUAAAAUUAUGCUCACUGACUGAAACCUUACACUUGAUUCAAGGGCAUUGCUUUGAGAUAAAAUGAUUAUUUAUGUUGUAAAUAUGUAUUUUAUUUUUCUUGUUUUUUCAGUAAAACUUUGCUCUAUUCAUGGGAAAGGGAACAUGUUUGCAUACAUAAAAGAAGCUUUUCAUUCCCACACUUUAGUCUUAAUAUAGCUACAGCUGAAAGUAUGUAGCUUAAAUUCCCCCCCCCCCCCAAAAAAAAGAAAGAGUCAUUUCAGUGUCUUUGAAAAGAUCUGUAUUAUUCUUUGACAUCCCACUGCUUUGCUGCUAUGCAAUGGAUGCAAACCGUUUAUUCUCAUGCAAAUGAAGAACACCAUUAUGAAAGCUAGUGUAGCUGCCAUCAACAAUGAAAGGUUCCAUCUUAUACCAACCUAUGUUAUUAUAUUAAUGAUGAUUAUGUGUUUUUCUCUGCCUUGUUUACCUUUACAUACAGUGCAAAUUUAAUUAGUGGGCCAACAUUAAACUAUUAAGUAUAAUAUGAGUGCUAAUAAAGAUCUUAAUAAUAAUAAUAAUAAUAAUAAAAACACCUCUCAACUUUGGUUGUAGAGUUAUCUAUGAAAGCCCCUUUUGCUGCGGGAAAAUUCAAUAUCUCAAUUUAAAAAAAAAAAGUUUUUUUUUUUUUAUAAGUGUGUUUUCAUAUAAAGAACAAAAUAAAUAAAUGUUUCCAGAAACAUUAUGGGACAAGGGAAAAUAAAACAAAGUGAAAACUAUACUUGUCUGUAAUGACAGCCUAUGUCUUAUUUACUAAGAGUGUCAUGUUUCAGAUCUGUCAAGUUACAGGUAAUUGUUUUUUUUUUUUUUUGUAGUGCUAUUUUUUCUUACAGUGUAUAAUAUAUUCAGGGUUGGGGGGUAACAAAAUACAAGUAACGGGAAUACAUAUUUAAAAUACAAAAUAUAAGUAACUGUAUUCCACUACAGUUACAAUUUAAAUCAUUAAUAAUUAGAAUACAGUUACAUUCAAAAAGUAUUUAUUACUGAAGAGAUUACUUUGCAUUUUAUUGUCAUUUGUUUAAUUUAAUAUUUAGUCCUUUCAGAUGUAAAACAUUUAUACAUAUAAAUGAUGCGAUCCAAAGUGCAUUUGAACAGCGGUGAAACACUUUCUUAUGAUGUGUUACAUUCAUACGAGCAGACAGAGAAGUAUGUUUGAAGUAAGUUUGGAGCAGAAGAAAUAGAAAUAAACCUUGUGUAAAUUGUCAGCUUUACGCUAAGCUAAAAUGCAAUUUCUAGCCAUUUUACAUGCACAUGUUACCAGGCACGAUCAUAUUUUUUUAUCAAGAAAAUUCACGUUAGAUCAUAAUUUUUUUUUUCUAGUAAGACCUUUGAUAUUAGGGCAAAAAUCGUAUUCUUGAAAAUAAUUUUUUUAUUGUUUUCCUGUGAAAUAUCUAAAAAUCUUUAAAACAAGAUCAGUUUGAUUUAUCUUGUUUUAGAAACAACACUGCAUAAGAUAUUUAGGUUUUUUUAGAGAAUGUAUUUUUAACAUGUGUAUUUUGUCUUACUGUACUGGCAGAGUUUUUAUAGUCAAAACAAGUGAAAAAAUCUACCAGUGCUGAAGAAGUAAUCCAAAGUAUUUAGAAUACAUUACUGACCUUGAGUAAUCUAACGGAAUAUGUUACAAAUUACAUUUUACAGCAUGUAUUGUGUAAUCUGUAGUGGAAUACAUUUCAAAAGUAACCCUCCCAACCCUGUCUAUAUUGUUUAGAUAUCAGUCAGUGUUGAAAAAAAAAAAAAAAAGCAGAUUUUCAUAAGAUAAUAAGGUAAAAUGGUGAAACAAGUAAUGGGGUAUUUUAUGUGUCCUCUGCAUGACAAAGAGACACUAUUUUUGUACUCAGAUACAUUAUAACAGGAAUUAAACUGUACACCAGGUUUCCUUGUCUGUCUGCACAUCAGUAUUUUUACAUGGAACAUCUGAGGUGGGCUCUCAAACACUGACAGAACUGGAUUUAUUUCUAAGAUGCAGUAUUGCCACCUCCCUCAAUAAAGAA